UUCCUUUUGCAUUCGACGUCUUCUCCUUGGAAUUGCAGCUACUCCUAACCCCAAGGAAAACAACGUUGUACAGAGUUGUCGGACCUUGCACUGAAGCUUUUUGCUUGCUGUCGGAGUUGUCUCUGCGAAACAAGCAUAAUGCUCCACUACGUAUGGGAAUUGGUUCGUCGCACAACGUUGACAGCCGCUUUACUCGUCGUUUUAAUAGGUAGCGAUGCCUCUAUGGUUCAUUCACAAAUUGUAUUCGGAACCGAAAGCGGGUAUGACAGCGGCGGUAUCGAUCCGGUUUGUUGGUUGUCACAGUUCAGUCCAAACAUAUCGGGAGUCGUACCGAAUGAUAUCGAAUCUAUGAAUGUCGGUUUGCAGAAAAGUCCUCAGUCCGUGACUCUCAUGCCGAGCUGUUUUAAUGGCACGCGAUUCGCAGUGUUGCCCUUGGAUCUCGGCGCUGACCGGGUCCUGAUCACCGAACAAAACUAUACAUUCCGCCUGAAUCUUGAGGUCAAUCUGACCGCCAUUAGUACUAACGUCACGGCUGAAAUUUUAGACGGAAAAUCCAGAGUCUUUUUUCGACUCCUCAUGUGUGACGCAAUCCGGGAAGGCUUUUGCGAUCCCCUGCGUGAUCUACAGGGUGCUCGUAUUGACCAGGAAAAUUCGUCAGACGUAACGCAGCCAGUCCAACAGGGUGGGGAGGAGGAGGACGAUAAUCGCUUCGAGUAUAUCCAAGGCGACGCGUUGCAAGCAGUUGGGAAGGGUCAGCUUAUUUUUACCCGGUGGAUCCAAUGGACGCUUCGAGAACUGGAACCAGGUGACGAGAUGUACAGGACGGCCGUGAACAUCACAAUUCAAUUGCCGUCGGCUACUCGAGUUGGAGCGUAUUUUUUCAUUGGACAUGCCGUCAUGAGUUUUCCGUCUGGCGGAAGUGAACUUUAUGAACGAAUUGAUGUUGCGGAUGCUGUUCCAGACAAUGUCGUGCAAAUCGAGAACCCUCAAGUGAUCACCAAGGUGUCUUUUGCUAUGAUUAUCGCAUUGAGUGUGAUUAUCGGCAUCUGCAGUACCAUUGCUUUUCUCAUGCUCCUCUUUGUUCUAUACCACUUGAAUCACACCGUCAUCCGACUCGCGCAAGGCCCUUUCUUGGCGGCUCUUGUGGUGACCUGUUUGGUCAAUAUCAUUUUUACCUUCACGGCCCUGCCUACGAGGAGUAUCUUUUGUACGCUACGCCAGCCUAUGGUGAUCCUCCCAAGUACGUUGAUGGCAUGCAUUUUGGUUGGCCGUAUGUGGCGAGUAUACACAACUUUGUCGACGGCUUUAGGCUUCGGCGGGGGAAGAAUGAAAAGUAUCAACGAUACCAAUUCUGAGGAUAGCUUGUCGAAGGCCAUCGUGAGGUUGCUCGGGUUGCUCGCAAGCGUUGCAUUCUGCUGCAGCAGUCGACCAGAUUCUAGCGGAAGAAACACUCUACGGAGAACCGUAUCUGCAAGGGAAACCACUAGCUUGAUUGUCAUGCUGUUCCUUCCUCAACUCCUGCUUCAGGUUGUGUCUCUGUUCGUAUAUUCGGCUGAUAUUGAAACGCAGUUUGAGCUAUCUGGUGAUAGCGCUCGCGAAGUUUGUGACGGGGAGAACAGGGGCCGAUGGGUAUCUUUGAUCGGUCUGUGUUACACGGCUGGCAUGCACAUUCUGGCAGUAUUUAUAGCGUGGGUUGCAAGAGAACUACCUUCUGCAUUCAAUGAAAAAGACCAGAUUUUCUCCUCUGCUAUAGUGUGUACCAUUAUAACAUUCCUCUGCAUAACAAUGCUCGAAAUUGCCGAUGAUCCCGCGACACCACCAGAUAUUGAGGUUUUCCUUCGGGCACUUCUUACAAUUGGGUGCUCAAUGGCGGUACUAAUCAUUGUGGUUUUUCCGAAAAUGAAACGUGUUCUGAGUGGAGAAAAAGUUAUCUUGACCAACGUUUUGGCUGCUCGAUACGAUCGAUCAUCGUCGAACCGCGCGUCAGCGACGCAUUCGCCUUCAAGUCGGCGACCAACAGUUUUUCUCGCAAAGGAACCUGUCAAACUACAGAAAGAUGACGCAAUGCCUCCGGAGAUGGAAACAUAUGUUCUGGAUUUGCAAACACUGCUGCGGAGUGUGUCCGAUCAGAAUGGCCAAGGGCGACCGCUGAGAGCUUCUCAGUGGAAAAAGCUUCAAGUUAACGUUGCCAAGCUCAAAAUGGAGCUUGACCGAAUUGAUUUGUCCUUACUUGAACAGGAAAAUGAUGGUUGCAGUGACUUGCCUCGAGAUACAAACGAAGAGAGUGGGACGGAUUAGAACUGCCUGCUUUGCACUGCUUCAUGCUUAAAAUGUAUAUUUAUUUGC
Phaeodactylum tricornutum CCAP 1055/1 is the source of this 2346-nucleotide messenger RNA. RefSeq lists its product with no specific name. The coding region runs from base 139 to 2298 and encodes 719 amino acids. Gene Ontology annotation, molecular function: G protein-coupled GABA receptor activity. The transcript has 2 exons. Gene Ontology annotation, biological process: gamma-aminobutyric acid signaling pathway; G protein-coupled receptor signaling pathway. The record is from RefSeq and is a predicted model, not a curated record. Lineage: Eukaryota; Bacillariophyta; Bacillariophyceae; Surirellales; Neidiaceae. Gene Ontology annotation, cellular component: G protein-coupled receptor heterodimeric complex; membrane.